Hevea brasiliensis (rubber tree) is the source of this 3550-nucleotide messenger RNA. Its product is annotated as probable ubiquitin conjugation factor E4. Gene Ontology annotation, biological process: protein polyubiquitination. Gene Ontology annotation, molecular function: ubiquitin-ubiquitin ligase activity. The transcript is spliced from 16 exons. Bases 196 to 3279 code for a protein of 1027 amino acids. The record is from RefSeq and is a predicted model, not a curated record. Gene Ontology annotation, cellular component: cytoplasm; nucleus; ubiquitin ligase complex. Lineage: Eukaryota; Viridiplantae; Streptophyta; Magnoliopsida; Malpighiales; Euphorbiaceae.
GCCUAGAGGCCUCUGAAAACGAAAGCAUUACAAAAGGGUUCAACAACGCACGGUUCCCUUCAGCUGCGCCUCCUCCUUCCUCUGGGCUCUGCCUUCCCUAAACCCUUUCCGUUUGUUUCUCCAGAAAAAUUUCUAAAUCAUAACACUUUUUAAUUAUUAUUCUCGUUAUUUUAUAUAAUUUGGUUGUUAUUUUCCAUGGCCUCCUCUAAGAAGCCCCAAAGGUCCCUCGAGGAAAUCGAGGAUAUCAUCCUCCGCAAAAUCAUGCUAGUCUCCCUCACCGACUCCAUAGUUGCUGAUUCUCGAAUUGUCUACUUGGAGAUGACCGCAGCAGAGAUCCUUAGUGAAGGGAAAGACUUGAAGGUGAAUCGCGACUUGGUGGAACGCGUGCUGAUUGAUCGCCUAUCGGGACAAUUCCCAGGAGCUGAGCCUCCGUUCCAGUACCUACUUGGCUGCUAUCGCCGCGCGACGGAAGAGGAGAAGAAAAUUGCUAAUAUGAAGGACAAAAAUAUCAAAUUAGAAUUGGAAUCCUCAAUCAAGCAAGCGAAGAAGUUGUUCGUUUCUUAUUGUAGAAUUCAUUUGGGGAAUCCAGACAUGUUCCCUUUUAAUUCUGAUCCUAAAAAAUCCAAUGUUUCGCCGCUUCUUCCUCUCAUUUUCGCUGACGUAGAUGAGUUUAACAGCGGCGGAACACAGCCGCCGCCUCCGAGGUUUUUGGAAGAUUUGUUUCUGGAAGGGGAUUUUGAUAGCUUGGACCCCAUAUUGAAGGGGCUUUACGAGGAUUUGAGAGGGAAUGUUAUAAAGGUAUCAGUGUUGGGGAAUUUUCAGCAGCCUUUAAGGGCGUUGAAGUUUUUGCUUACUUUUCCCGUGGGAGUUAAGUCCCUUGUGAAUCAUCCGUGGUGGAUUCCCAAAGGGGCUUAUUUGAAUGGAAGAGUUAUCGAAAUGACCAGUAUUUUGGGGCCCUUUUUUCAUGUUAGUGCAUUGCCUGAUCACACCAUUUUCAAGAGCGAGCCGGAUGUUGGACAGCAGUGUUUCUCUGAAGUAUCGACUCGUCGACAAGCUGAUUUGUUAUCUUCAUUCACCACAAUUAAGACUCUUAUGAAUAAUCUAUAUGAUGAUCUAGAAAAGGUUCUCUUCACUUUGCUUAAAAGCAGUGAUACACGUGAGAAUGUUCUUCAAUAUCUUGCUGAGGUGAUCAAUAGAAAUCCAUCGAGAGCCCAUAUACAGGUUGAUCCUAUAUCUUGUGCAAGUUCAGGCAUGUUUGUUAAUCUAAGUGCUGUCAUGCUUAAGCUUUGUGAACCAUUUUUGGAUCUAAAUUUGACAAAAAGGGAUAAGAUUGAUCCAAAAUAUGUGUUUUAUGGUAAUCGUUUGGAUCUAAGGGGGCUGACAGCACUACAUGCAUCAUCAGAAGAAGUUGCUGAGUGGAUUAAUAAAGAUAAUCAUGGGAAAGCAGUUGUUCCUUCUCAUUCUAGUGAUGGUGAAAAUCGCUUGCUUCAAUCUCAUGAAGCCUCCAGUUCUGGUAGUGGUGCUGAUAACCCUACAUCAAGUAGUGGUAAAAAGGCUAAAUACACAUUUAUCUGUGAAUGCUUCUUUAUGACUGCAAGAGUGCUCAACUUGGGUCUCUUAAAAGCAUUUUCGGACUUUAAGCAUCUAGUUCAGGACAUUUCAAGGUGUGAAGACAGUCUCUCGACGCUGAAGGCCAUGCAAGAGCAGUCACCUUCUCCACAACUGCAGCUGGAUAUUGCUCGCCUUGAGAAAGAUUUAGAGUUGUAUUCACAAGAAAAGCUUUGCUAUGAAGCUCAGAUACUAAGGGAUGAAGCACUUAUUCAGCGGGCACUUUCUUUCUACCGGUUAAUCGUGGUUUGGUUGGUUGGUCUGGUUGGUGGAUUUAAAAUGCCUCUGCCACCAACAUGCCCUAUGGAGUUUGCAUCCUUGCCUGAACAUUUUGUGGAUGAUGCCAUGGAAUUGCUUAUAUUUGCUUCCCGGAUUCCAAAAGCUUUGGAUGGGGUCUUGUUGGAUGAUUUUAUGAACUUUAUUAUCAUGUUCAUGGCAAGUCCAACAUACAUUAGAAACCCUUAUCUAAGAGCAAAGAUGGUUGAAGUAUUGAACUGCUGGAUGCCUCGUAGAAGUGGUUCAUCUCCUGCGACUACUCUGUUUGAAGGGCAUCAAUUGUCCCUUGAGUAUCUUGUCAGGAACCUCUUGAAGCUUUAUGUUGACAUUGAGUUUACUGGUUCUCACACCCAGUUUUAUGAUAAGUUCAACAUCCGACAUAAUAUUGCAGAACUUCUUGAAUACCUAUGGGAGGUCCCUAGUCAUCGAAAUUCUUGGAGACAGAUUGCUAAGGAAGAGGAAAAGGGUGUCUAUCUGAAUUUCUUAAACUUCCUGAUCAAUGAUAGCAUCUUUCUUCUUGAUGAAAGUCUGAACAAAAUUCUUGAACUUAAAGAGUUGGAAGCUGAGAUGUCAAACACUACAGAAUGGGAGCGAAGGCCAGCUCAAGAGAGGCAGGAGAGGACCCGUCUUUUCCAUUCCCAAGAGAAUAUCAUUCGGAUUGAUAUGAAAUUGGCAAAUGAAGAUGUGAGCAUGCUAGCAUUUACAUCAGAGCAAAUUACAGCACCUUUUCUACUUCCUGAGAUGGUUGAAAGAGUGGCCAGCAUGCUCAAUUACUUUUUGUUCCAACUUGUGGGUCCCCAAAGAAAAUCUCUAACUCUUAAAGACCCAGAAAAGUAUGAAUUCCGCCCAAAACAGUUGCUUAAACAGAUUGUCCAUGUAUAUGUUCAUCUGGCAAGGGGUGAUACAGAAAACAUAUUUCCAGCUGCUAUCUCUAAGGAUGGUCGAUCAUACAAUGAGCAGUUAUUUAAUGCUGCAGCUAAUGUGCUUAGGAGAAUUGGUGAAGAUGGGAGGGUUAUACAGGAAUUCAUUGAGCUCGGUGUCAAAGCCAAAGUGGCAGCUUCUGAGGCAAUGGACACUGAAGCUGCCCUUGGAGAGAUACCGGAUGAAUUCCUUGAUCCAAUUCAGUACACUUUGAUGAAGGAUCCGGUGAUCUUACCUUCUUCAAGAAUCACAGUAGACAGACCUGUCAUUCAAAGGCAUCUUCUUAGUGACAAUAGUGAUCCAUUCAACCGCUCCCAUCUCACUGCGGACAUGCUGAUUCCAAAUGUUGAGUUGAAGGCAAGAAUUGAGGAAUUCAUUAGAUCCCAAGAAUUAAAAAGGCACGGGGAUGACUUCAGCAUGCAGAGCUCUAAAGCGGCGAUACAAAGAACAACUGGAGACAUGUUAAUUGACUAGGGCAUUAGAGCUUUUAUAGAAGUUUAUUAAAGCUUUUACCUUGGGGCAUCCCAGUUCCGACUUCUAAAUGUCAAAUGUAAAAUGACAAAAUGGUUUCAGACGAAAGCUUUUUGAUUUUUUAGUGCUUGUUAAUUUAUUAUUUACAGCCAAACUGUUGGCCAACUUCACUCGUCACAUUGUGCAAUAGGUUUUACCCGGUUAAUUUGUGAAUCCUCAAAAUUGUCUUCUAUAAAUUUGCUGCAAGUCUCAGAAUCUAUUUCUUGUUCCUUUA